AUGGACGACGCAAUCAAAAUCAAGAGCCAGAUACCACCAAUGAUGGAUCUUUCUGCAAAUACCAUCACGCAGAAUGUCCACACAAUCAAUUCUCUCUGCCCUGAUCCACGUUUGAAAUGGGUGAUUGGACGGCUCGUCACUCAUCUUCAUGACUUCGCGCGAGAGACCAGACUGAGUUCCGAAGAGUGGAUGAUAGGGUUGAAGUUUCUGACAGAAACCGGCCAGACAUGUACGGAACUGCGACAGGAAUUCAUCCUGCUGUCAGAUAUUUUGGGUCUUUCCCUCGUGGUGGAUUCAAUCGAUCACCCGAAACCACCGCAUUCGACCGAAGGCACACUUUUGGGACCAUUUCAUACUCAUGAUGCUCCGGACUUGAACAACGGAGAUUUGAUGUCGCAUGACCCUCACGGCGAGCCGCUUCUAGUGCUCUGCACCAUAAAAGACACCUCCGGUAGGCCCAUAGAGGGUGUCAAUGUCGACAUCUGGGAGACGGAUUCGACUGGCCUUUACGACACGCAAUACACAGACCGAAAGGCCGCGGAUGGGAGAUGCGUCAUCAAAAGUGACAAGAAUGGGGCCUUCUGGUUCAAGGCGAUAACACCUGUUCCGUAUCCAAUUCCGCAUGACGGACCUGUCGGAAAGCUUUUGAAGCUGCUACAUCGACAUGCUUAUAGGCCGAGCCAUAUGCAUUUCAUGUUUCAAAAGAAGAAGUUUGAUCAUCUCAUCACAGCAUUAUACCUCCGCGGAGACCCCUUCGAAAGCAGUGACCCGGUGUUUGGGGUGAAGGAAUCCCUGCUUGUCGACCUCGACCAAAUUGACGGUGAUACGGCACAAAGAUACGGAGUCUCGGCACAGAGUAAGGUCUUGAGGCGUGACUUCGUGCUUGUGACUGAACAAGAGUCGGCCGAAUUGAGAAAUAAAAAGACGCAGGAGGCCUUUGGCGCCGCAGGCUUUGAGUAUAAACUUUGGAAUGGGAUGCCAGUUCCCGAUGUCGACUGA
Ilyonectria robusta is the source of this 999-nucleotide messenger RNA. RefSeq names its product Intradiol ring-cleavage dioxygenase. The transcript has 3 exons. Gene Ontology annotation, biological process: catechol-containing compound metabolic process. The coding region runs from base 1 to 999 and encodes 332 amino acids. Gene Ontology annotation, molecular function: ferric iron binding; catechol 1,2-dioxygenase activity. NCBI's taxonomy places the organism in Eukaryota, Fungi, Ascomycota, Sordariomycetes, Hypocreales, Nectriaceae. The record is from RefSeq and is a predicted model, not a curated record.